CCCCAAACUGCCCACCACCCACCCACUGCCAGCCACUGCCAAUCCUGCCCACCACCCACCACCCACCACACAUUCCCGGUCAAUAAUCAAUCCGUACAUGAUCGUUCCCUCGAUCCCUCGAUCCCUCGAAACAAAGGAAAACCCCCAACAACAACUUCUGCCGCCACCAUCACCAACCACACUUCUAUAACAAACUCGACUCUCAGAAAUAGUCGACACUUACAACAACUACAAUUUAAUCGCCGUCAAAUAUCGACCCGGCGUAACCCAUUGGCAAGAAGGGUGGACCGGCUUACCACAUCGAGUCAUAGUGCCCGCAUUUCCCCCGGCCGGCUACGGAGACAAAGAGCCUUCAUCGAUACUAAGACCACACAUCUCCAGCGUCACCUCGACUUUCCUCACCCCACAACAAAAUAACCGCGAAGGCAACAGACUUCGAUCCCGCGCAAGACACAGAAACAACGCAAACACCUCGAUCCCCUCUGCGGACAAACACUCGACAAACGGAGAUCACCUCCGAUCAACCCCUCCAUCAUGGCGAGCAACCCAUAUCACGACGGCCAGCGGGGUCCAAACGUGGCCGAGUUCAUCGCGAACCUGAAUGCCAUCCCGUCGGCACAGGACCUGGCUGCGCAGCAGCAGCAGGACUUCAACUUCGAUGACGACCUGGCCAUGUUCACCAACGCCACCUUCUUCGACUUCGAUAUCGGACAGGACGCCGACCUCCAGCCCGCCGCGCUCGGGUUCGACGGCCAGCAGCGCGGCGGCGACGCGCAGCUGCAGAGCUCACAAGACAUGGCAAAGGCGAACAUGGACUUUCUACAGGGCGACUUCGCGUUCCCGGACUUCAGCUCCUUCUCGCAACAGCACCAGCACCCCAACGACGGCUACGCCGUGAACGGGGCCCAGCACGGCAACGGCCCGCAGCAGCACCAGCAGCUGUACCCAGCAUCGGGCGACUCCAGCUCGUCACCGCCCUCGGGCCUCACCAGCCCGCAAAACGGGGAGAAGCGCAAGGCCUCCGACGCCCUCCUCGACGGCAAUGGCGCCUACAGCGCGGGCUUUGAGGACUCGUCCCGCGUCGCGGCCGAGGAGGACAAGCGCAGGCGCAACACGGCUGCCAGCGCGCGCUUCCGCGUCAAGAAGAAGCAGCGUGAGCAGGCGCUCGAGAAGUCGGCGAGGGAGAUGAGCGAUAAGGUCGCCGCGCUUGAGGGGCGCAUUGGUCAGCUCGAGACGGAGAAUAAGUGGCUCAAGAACUUGGUCAUGGAGAAGAACGAUGAUAAGGAGGAUCUCGCGGCGUUGUGGAGGAAGUAUAGCCAGGAGACCGCCGACAGGAAAGGUGACACGCGCAGGAAGGGUGUCGGAACAUCGGAGUCGUCGGCUUAGGCUUGUUCGCGCCUGUGAAGCUACUCGACUGUCGAUUACAUAGGGGUUGUCUUCUUUUUGGGGGGCACCCCACACACGAUCGAAUCAAAGCAACAAACCACAUUUUCUCCGAGCCGAUAUUUUCGAGAACGACGAUGGGAUUCUAUCACUCGCCGUCCUUGCAUACUUCGGGUUUAUCUCAAAUCUUGUCUAUAUAGUGCUUUUGUUGUUGCUGCCAUGUUAUGAUCGUGGAUUUUUUUCCUUGGGAUCUAUUCGUCGAGUUUGGGAUUUUAGAACUUGUUUCUGGGGUGCCGGCUUGGUGGUGGAUGGGGGUAGGGGUCAGGUGUUGUCAUUUUUUUGGCGGGCCUGGCUUGGCUGGGGGAGGGAGGGCGGUGCAUGCAUGAGUGGAU
This is a messenger RNA of Pseudogymnoascus verrucosus, 1775 nucleotides long. RefSeq lists its product as uncharacterized. The transcript is spliced from 2 exons. Gene Ontology annotation, biological process: regulation of transcription by RNA polymerase II. The coding region runs from base 535 to 1386 and encodes 283 amino acids. Gene Ontology annotation, cellular component: nucleus. The record is from RefSeq and is a predicted model, not a curated record. Gene Ontology annotation, molecular function: DNA-binding transcription activator activity, RNA polymerase II-specific; RNA polymerase II transcription regulatory region sequence-specific DNA binding. NCBI's taxonomy places the organism in Eukaryota, Fungi, Ascomycota, Leotiomycetes, Thelebolales, Thelebolaceae.